CCGCCGCUUCCUCCCGGCGGCCUGGGGCUUGGCCCGGGGCUGUCACAGGUUUGCCCAGCCGGGAGUGGGCCGCCCGCGGUGGCCCCGGGGACGGGCAACCCCUCGAGCCAUGGACCUGUCCCCAUGCCUUCACUGGGUGCGGACGCGGCUGUGGCGGUGCGGGGCCAGGCGGCGUCGGUUCUGCAGAAUAUCUUCCAGGCUCCCUGAAAUCAUGUCAAUAGGAUCACAUUCAUUCUCUCCAGGAGGUCCUAAUGGGAUUAUUAGAAGCCAGUCCUUCGCUGGCUUCAGCGGGCUUCAAGAGAGACGCUCCAGGUGUAACUCCUUUAUUGAAAAUUCCUCUGCCCUCAAGAAGCCCCAAGCAAAGGUGAAGAAAAUGCAUAAUCUGGGCCAUAAGAACAGCACCACGUCCAAAGAGCCCCAGCCUAAAAGGAUGGAAGAGGUCUACCGAGCCCUGAAGAGUGGCCUGGAUGAGUAUCUGGAAGUUCACCAGGCAGAGCUGGAUAAGUUGACUGCUCAGUUAAAAGACAUGAAAAGAAACUCACGCCUGGGAGUCCUGUAUGAUUUAGAUAAGCAAAUCAAAGCGGUCGAAAGAUACAUGAGAAGGCUGGAGUUCCACAUUAGCAAGGUGGAUGAGCUUUAUGAAGCCUAUUGUAUCCAAAGACGUCUCUGCGAUGGUGCCAGCAAAAUGAAGCAAGCCUUUGCAAUGUCUCCUGCCAGCAAAGCAGCUCGAGAGAGUUUAACUGAAAUCAACAGGAGUUACAAGGAGUACACAGAGAACAUGUGUACCAUAGAAGCAGAGCUGGAAAACCUAUUGGGGGAGUUUUGCAUCAAGAUGAAAGGUCUGGCUGGCUUUGCUCGGCUCUGCCCAGGAGAUCAAUACGAGAUUUUUAUGCGUUACGGUCGCCAGCGGUGGAAACUGAAAGGCAAAAUAGAAGUGAAUGGCAAGCAGAGCUGGGACGGAGAAGAAAUGGUUUUUCUCCCUCUCAUUGUUGGGCUGAUCUCCAUUAAGGUCACAGAAGUUAAAGGACUUGCUACUCACAUCCUUGUGGGAAGUGUUACUUGUGAGACAAAAGACCUGUUUGCAGCUCGGCCUCAGGUGGUUGCAGUAGACAUUAAUGACCUUGGCACAAUAAAGCUGAACCUUGAAAUCACCUGGUACCCCUUUGAUGUUGAGGACUUGACCCCAUCCACUGGAAAUGUGAGCAAGACAUCUGCUCUCCAGAGGAGAAUGUCCAUGUACAGCCAAGGCACUCCUGAAACACCAACUUUCAAGGACCACUCAUUCUUUAAGUGGCUGCAUCCUCUGCAAGACAGGCCAAAGUUGACAAUCUUAGAUGCUCUGCAAGAUACUUUCUUUGACAAGCUUCGUCGCAGUCGCUCUUUUAGUGACCUGCCAUCACUCAGACUAAGCCCAAAAGCAGGGCUAGAGCUAUAUUCGAAUUUGCCUGAUGAUGUCUUUGAAAAUGGAACAGUGACCACCGAGAAGCGGCCUCUUUCUUUCACUUUUGGCGACCUGCCUUACGAAGACCACGUACCCCCUGCUAACUCAGCAGAGUCCUCUUCUGCUCACAUCAGCUCCAGUCCUGACAUCACUGCAACCCCCACCCAGCACCAAGCUCUCAGCUCCUCCAAGAGCUCAAGUCUGGACUGUAGCAGCAGUGAUUCCCGCAGAGACUCUGUCGCUGAGCAGAAGGACCUGCCACCCCAGGGAGAGGGAGCAGCAGAUGAGAAGGCCACCCCAAGGGUAGCUCCUGAAGCUUGCCAAAAACCCUCUGAUGCUAGGAGUGAUCAUGUCUUUAUAGAAACAAGUGUCCCAGUGUCUCUCCUGCAGGACACGGAUGAAGGUUCAGAGCUCAAGCCCGUGGAGCUGGAUACCUAUGAAGGCAACAUCACAAAGCAGCUGGUAAAAAGGCUUACAUCAGCAGAGGCACCCAUGACCCCAGAGAGGCUGCCAUGUGAGGGAUCAAUCAGUGGGGAAUCAGAAGGAUAUAAGUCUUACCUCGAUGGAAGCAUUGAAGAAGCCUUGCAAGGGCUUCUCUUAGCUCUUGAGCCUCACAAAGAGCAGUAUAAAGAGUUUCAGGACUUGGACCAAGAAGUGAUGCAUCUAGAUGACAUCCUAAAAUGCAAGCCAGCAGUAAGCCGAAGCAGGUCCUCCAGUUUAAGUCUAACAGUUGAAAGUGCUUUAGAAAGCUUUGAUUUCCUGAACACCUCUGACUUUGAUGAUGAGGAUGGUGGUGGUGUGGAGGUUUGUAAUGGUGGAGGAGGUGCAGACUCGGUAUUUUCAGAUACUGAGAUUGAGAAGAAUAGUUACAGGACAGAGCACCCAGAAGCCAGAGGCCACCUGAGCGAAGCUCUCACAGAGGACACAGGUGUGGGCACCAGUGUAGCCGGCAGCCCUCUGCCCCUGACCACAGGGAACGACAGCCUCGAUGUAACCAUAGUUAAGCACUUGCAGUACUGCACACAGCUCAUCCAGCAAAUUGUGUUCUCCAGUAAGACACCGUUCGUGACAAGAGACCUGCUGGAUAAGCUGUCCAAGCAGAUCCUAGUGGUGGAGAAUAUCGCAGAGAUCAGCACUGAGAACUUGGGAAACAUCACCUCCCUUACUGAUGCAAUUCCAGAGUUCCACAAGAAGCUGUCACUGCUGGCAUUCUGGAUGAAGUGUACUGGCCCUUCAGGAGUGUAUCACACAUCUGCGGACAAGAUGAUGAAGCAGCUGGAUAUCAAUUUUGCUACCACUGUCAACGAGGAGUGUCCAGGACUAGCAGAAACAGUCUUCAGAAUCCUGGUGUCUCAGAUCCUGGACCGGACAGAGCCUGUCCUCUACUCCAGCAUGUCCUCUGAGAUCAUCACUGUCUUUCAAUAUUACAAUUAUUUCACCAGCCACAGUGUUAAUGACCUUGGAAGCUAUUUGCUGCAGCUCGCAAAAGAAGCCUCUGUGGUUCAGGUGCUGCAGUCAGUGAAAGAUGGAAAACUGCAGCAAAAUGUGGCCAAAAUAAACUCCAAUAAUCUUCCACCGCAGCAAGAAGUUUUGAGAGCUUUGGCUUUACUUCUCAAUGAGAACAAAAAUGAAGUCAGUGAGACUGUGGCAUCACUUCUGACAGCCACAGCAGAAAACAGGCACUUCAGGGAGAAGGCCUUGAUUUAUUACUGCGAAGCACUAACCCAGCCCAACCUCCAGCUGCAGAAAGCUGCCUGCUUGGCUCUAAGAUACCUCAAGGCUACUGAGAGUAUUAGAAUGCUGGUCACGCUCUGCCAGUCUGACAAUGAAGAGAUCAGAAAAGUGGCAUCCGAAACCCUGCUCUCACUUGGUGAAGAUGGGAGACUGGCAUAUGAGCAGCUGGACAAAUUUCCCCGGGAAUUCAUUAAAGUUGGAAGCAGGCGUGGAACGGAAGCAGCCACAGCUUUCUAGGGGGGAAAAGAACCUGCCUACAUUUAACAGGCAUUGAAGGAGGAUGGAGCUGCACUUUAGUGUGGGGAGCAAAAGGAAGACUGAAAAGUUCUAUGAGACUGUCCCAAAAUGCAGCAAGUUACAGGCUUCUUAAGGAAAAGUGAAAUCUAAAAUCCAGCUUCAGGAUCCCUCUUGGCUCCACCUUGCAGCUCGUGAUGCUGAGGAACAAUGCUUUCUGGACUGAUUCAUGGCAAAUAAGUGCAUAGCAGUUACUCAGCCUCCACAAACUUCUGUGAGUUGUUAGAAUUUGGCACUUUCAUGUAUUUUACUACUUGACUAUUUACUUCUUCCAAGUUGUCAUGAAAGCUUGAGAUGUGAUGCUGUAUCUAACAAGGCCAAGCAGGAGGCCACCUGAGCAGGACUGCAAAGCAGCUUUUUCUUCAACCCCAUGCUAAGCACCUGCUGUCAUGCAGUGUCCCCAGCCACAGGGAACACCACUCAGCUUUCCCACUUUUCUCUCAGUAAUGAAAUAUAAAGCAAGUUUCUUCAAGUUCUGCCUCCAGAAACAGCAUGAUGUAAACCCUGCAAGAUGUCACUUUGGUGACUCAUUCUAAAUGCCUCUGCUGGUCUUUUAUUUCCUUUCUCUUGCCCUCCAGCAACAAGCCAUCAUUAAUCCAGAGAUCUGUGAGGGGGAAAUCAAACAAUCAUGUAGGUUUCUGAAAACUAAAUGAAAAGGUGAAGUACAUCUACUUAAUCCAAGGAGAAGUGAAUACAGCUAUUUGCACCAGUCCCCACAGCCAUUUGGUCCUGCAAGUCACAGGCAGGAUUGGAUUUCAUACACUGUAAUUAGUGGCUCAUAGCUUCUAUAGAGCGAUUUCAAUAUGAAGAAAUAGAACCAACUGAAGUGGACCUCAGAGGCAGUAAUAAAGGGCAAAGAGAAUGAAUUCCCCCCACCCCCUCCCUGCAAGGAUGAAAGACAGCAAGUGCUUUAAACUGUUGAUUAUGAGCCUGAAGUUAACAGAGGCGGUGAAUAGAAUUAAACAGAAGAGUGUUCCUGUACUGUGUUCAUUAUGCAUGAAAUGCUACUUAGAUGUCAAUUAAAGUAUCUGAAUUUGCAUAGACUACAUAGGAAAGAUUGCAAACAGUACACAUCAAAAGGAAGCCUUGUAUGCCAAAGACACUGGCAGGCAGGGGUCAUUUUAGUUUGAGUUUGUUUGGGGUUUUUUUAACUGUGAAUGUUACAAUGUACAUAACUGUAUAUUUAUAAAUAUAUAUAUUCUUCCUUUAAUUAAAAAAGUACAUUUUGUACAGAUCAAAAUGCUUACUUGCUUGCUGACCACCACAGACUUUUUGCAGAGGGUAAAAUGAACCAUGUUAUGGUUUUUUAUAGCACACCUACCCCCAUCAGUUGAAUUCUUCCAAGGUCUUCUUUUGUACUGAGUUCUGCUUUUUUUUAUGUUCUUCU
Molecule: messenger RNA, 4856 nt
Organism: Dryobates pubescens (Downy woodpecker)
Lineage: Eukaryota; Metazoa; Chordata; Aves; Piciformes; Picidae
Gene: RIPOR2
Product: RHO family interacting cell polarization regulator 2
Exons: 23
Coding region: 110-3412 (1100 amino acids)
Source: RefSeq, a predicted model, not a curated record